Messenger RNA from Esox lucius (northern pike), 4164 nucleotides. RefSeq names its product Wolfram syndrome 1a (wolframin) (gene wfs1a). Lineage: Eukaryota; Metazoa; Chordata; Actinopteri; Esociformes; Esocidae. The record is from RefSeq and is a predicted model, not a curated record. Gene Ontology annotation, cellular component: endoplasmic reticulum; endoplasmic reticulum membrane. Gene Ontology annotation, biological process: endoplasmic reticulum unfolded protein response; calcium ion homeostasis. Bases 66 to 2738 code for a protein of 890 amino acids. Gene Ontology annotation, molecular function: protein binding. The transcript has 17 exons.
CCCCCGCCCCCUCCACUACUCCCCCCAGGCGACGGGGCUUUGCAGAACUGGCUAAACGGGUGGUGAUGCAGGAGAGACUGAAGAAAGAGGUCCUGGAAGCUGGAGAAGAAGGUGAAGGAGAUGAAGGUCCUGAAGAUGACAUGUCCAUUGAGGAAGUGGAGAAGAGGGCCAAGUCAGGAGAUGCCAGAGCACAGACAAGUCUGGGCAGAUACUACCUGCGGUUGGCUGAGGAGAAGGAGGCGGAGCUUAAUAACUGCUUGGCUGUUGAUUGGCUGAUGCAGGCCUCAAGACAGGGGCACAGGAGUGCAACCCGUCUUUUACAGCAGUGCUGGAUCCAAAGGAAAGGCAUCAGUGAUGACAACGAGCAGGAGGUGUGCAGGCUGUCGUCAGAGAGCAGGUUUGAGCAGGCAGUGAGGAAGGCCGCCAUGAUGAUGUUCUGUCAGCUGAACCCCGAUGGGAAGAAGAGGAUGGCUGUGACCGAGAUGCUGGAGAACGUUGGACAGGUCAAUCCUGCCCGGGGGGGCGCCACCGCAGACCAAGCCCAGAAAGUCCUUGAGAGCAUGGUUACCGGGAAGUCGGGUCAGUUUGUGGACCUGAAUGACUUUGUGGAGAUCACUAAGCAGUAUGCCCAAGGCAUCGCCCCAACAGCUGGGCCCAAGCUGGACAGAGCCCAGGGCCCGGCGCCUCCCUGUGGAGAGAAGCAGCCCAGAAGCCUGGUUCCUAAGAAGCCAAAGAAGAGCCAUGGUAGUUGGGGAAUGGGCCGCGGUCGUAUGAUGAUGGACACCAAACGCCACUUCAUGAUUUUACAGUAUCCUCUUAGCACGGUCUUAGAGGUGAAGGACCAGUUGGUAGAUUGGGUGUCCCGUGCUGGUGUCCAGUGGCUGAGCGCCAUUAUACCAACGCAGCACGUCAACACGCUCAUCUUCUUCUUCAUCAUCAGUAACCUGACCAUCGACCUGUUUGCCUUCGUCAUCCCCCUCCUCGUCUUCUACCUCUCCUUCAUCUCAAUGGUGAUCUGUACACUACGCAUCGUCCAGAGCGGCAAGGCAUGGGAGAACUUCAGUACCCUGACAGCCCUGCUGACUAGGUUUGAACCGGGCCUGGACAUGGAGCAGGCAGAGUCUAACUUUGGCUGGAAUAAUCUCGAACCCUACCUUUACUUCCUGUUGUCUGUGUUCUUCGUCAUCUUCUCCUUUCCUGUCGCUGAUAAAGGGUGGAUCCCUUGCUCAGAACUCUCCACGGUGGCCAUCUUGUUUACGGCGGUCAGCUACAAGAGCCUGAAUCCCUCGGCUGCUACCUACGCUAAAUGGGCCCUCAUCACUGAGGUGGCGUCGUCGGCGUGCUUCCUCACCAGCCUCCUGCCGGAUAGUGCCGUGUUCCUGAGGAUGCUGAGUCACACAUUCACCACUCUGCCACUGGGGGGCGCUGUGGUGCUGAAACUCAGUUUGCCCUGCCUGCUCUAUGUCUACCUGUUCUACCGCUUCUUCAGCAUGGCAAGACAGCGUGGUUUCCGUGGUACCUACUGUUUCCUGGUUCCGUACCUGGUGUGCUUCAUGUGGUGUGAGUUCUCCGUAGUUCUCCUCCAAAACUCCUCCCCCGUGGGGCUCAUUCGGACCUGCGUGGCCUACUUCCUCUUCCUGUUUGCCCUGCCGGUGUUGGCUGUGGGGCUGGCCGGCAUGCUCCUCAUCCAGAUGUUCAGAUGGUUCCUGGAGCUGGAACUGACCAAGAUGAUCGUGACUCUGGCGGUGUGUGCUGUGCCAGUAACUCUGCGACUGUGGACGCGCUUCGGCCUGUCGCUCAUGGAUGUUGUCCGCUCGAUGUCUCAGCGAGGCGCUGUCAAACUCAUCCUCUGCUGCGUUACCAUGGUGAUGGUGUUCUUCUGUACAUAUGUGUAUCACUCAGAGGGACUACAGGAGUAUAACUCCGCAUUGACCUGGAGACAGUAUGGUGAUUUGUGUGGUCCACCUGCCUGGAAGGAGAAAGGCAUGGCACAGACACAGAUCUUCUGCACCCACCUGGACGGACACCAGGUGACGUGGAGGGGGAGGUUCCUGCAGGUACGCGUGGUGGAAACGGAGAACGGUGCCCAGUCCGUCAUCAACCUCCUCCCCAUCUUCAUGGGGGACUGGUUGCGCUGCCUCUAUGGAGAAGCCUACCCCAAAUGUGACCCUCCUGGGAGUACCUCCAACAGCACCUCCUCUACAGAUGCCUCCAACCCUCCUGGUAGUAUCUCCAACAGCACCUCCACCACAGAUACCCCCAACACUAACAGAAACCCCACCCUCGCCGACAACGCUGGAACGGCGGCCCUUCUUCUGCAACAGGAAGAGGAGGAGCUCUGCGUCAUCAAGUCGCUGGCCAAACACAAGUGUCACGUGAAGCGGUUCGACAGCUAUGUGUUAGAGGUGGGUGUGAGGAUGCCAGAGGAGGAGGGGGUCCCUGUUGACCCGGCGAGGGACAUCAAGCUGGUGGCCAGCCAUGAAUUCAGACAAGUGUUGCUGCACCUGGAGGCCGGCAGCCUGGUGGAGUUCAGCACCACGUUGAGGGGUCGCCUCGGGGGUCAGGUGCCGUCCUUCGAGCUGAAGGCCAUCCACUGCCUGGACUGUGACUCCUCCCAGCUGACCGCCUCCAGGCAGGUGAAGAUCGAGAGGGAUUGGAGGCGGACCACGCUCAGCUCCGUCAAGUUCGCUUUCGACUUCUUUUUCUCGCCCAUCCUCUCCGCGCAGAUCGACGUGUGAUGGGACGGUGCGCGCCGGGAGGUCAGCGCGAUCGGACAGGAAGGGGGGGACUCCGGUUUGACCGCCCGAAGGGAAUGGUUGCGAGUGGUCAGGGUGUUGUCUGUUACCUUCAGGAAGCAGUGUUGUUUCGCUGUCACGACAACAUCAGGGAAUGAAGGGCUUGCGGCUUUUGUGAUGGUAUGGGCGUAUCAUAUCCUGAGUGAUCCUACUGAAACAUCUGGUUAGAUGAAAUGAACUUGCAAGUCCAUCAACUAAUAUGUGGAAUAUGUUAUAUAAAACUCGGAAUAUCCCCGGCUCUGUUAAAUACAACUGAUUGGAAUUGCCCCGGGUCUUCGGAGAUGGACGUCAGUCAGCAAGAAACAUGGUAGAACAAUUAUGGUUUUCCCUAAAAAACGUACAGACAUUCGAUAAGGUAAGAUUCCUGUAAUCGAGGUUUUAAGAUGGAAACACAGCAAUCCUCAAAUCCGAAUUUCUUGACAACCUAUCACAAAAGUAAAGUAACCAGAAUUGUACAAUGUUAAAUGAACACACAGACGACCAAUGCGUAUUUGAUAAACCUAACUGUUCCUGUGAUGAUGUUUCUUUGUAUUCGGUCUUCAGAGUAGUUGAACUAACUAACUGGUUUUCAUUCAAGUAGUCAAACCUCAGGAUCAUCUAGACCCAGCACACCGAAUGAAUGUGAAGCAAUAUUUGAAAUGUUCUUGCCUUUGAUAAGGGACACUGGACUGGAUACGUUUGACAUUUAGCAGUCACUCUUAGUGGGGUCUGUACGUUCUUUUGCUUCACCUCAUCUUAACGUUUGCAGUGGGACCUAGUUGCUUGCCAGGGGACGAUUUUGGGAUUCGCAUUCAAGCACGGCACGUAGAGCGCUAGCAGUGUCACAGCCUAGGUUUGUCAAAUCAGUUCAGGCACCGUUCACACUCAGGAACAAGAACAUAACAACAUACAAUGCUCAACGGGAACUCUCAGGAACUAGGUGCUGACAGCUCAAACUGCUUGACCUCCGUUGCGCCAAAUAGGCUGUGCGCCUUUGGUGAGGACAUACUUAGUGAGGACAUACUUAGUGAGGACAUACUUAGUGAGGACAUACUUAGUGAGGACAUGCAUCUGCAUUAGCCUCUGCUAACUUUGUGACAACAGCCAAUGUAGUGUAACGGCUUGAUUGAUUGGUUGCUGUAAAAGAGUGUUGUACUGACUGAAACGUUUUAACUGCCUAAUCUGACUGACCUCAAACACUGGAGGUUGCCCAGGUUGCCUCCCAAAUGUCAGUCGUUUACCUUUGGGCCCUGGUCAAAAGUAGUGCACUUUAAAGGGAAUAGGGUGAGAUUUUGAAUGUAGCCUAACUUUAUUCACCCAAUUGAUUUGUUUCUAUUGUUGUAUUACAACUGUCAUUGUACAGUGGCUUUCAUUAAACUGUCCCAAAACA